AUGGGGUUCUUUGUACCAAAUCACAGCAUUGACAAUCUGAAACUCUACAAAUAUCAGAGUGAGGAUCGUUCCAUUCUUUCCAAUUACGUAUUGAAACCGUUUUGGAGGAAGUUCUCCGAGAUAUUCCCGCUAUGGAUGGCCCCAAAUCUGGUCACGUUGAGCGGGCUGGCGUUUAUUAUUGCCAACGUUUUGACGGUACUAUACUUCGAUCCAACUUUAACACAGGAGUCCCCACGUUGGACCUACUUUUCAUACGCUCUUGGACUAUUUUUAUACCAAACUUUUGACGCCUGCGAUGGGAUGCACGCCAGGCGUACGGGUCAGUCGGGCCCUCUCGGUGAGCUGUUUGACCACUGCAUCGACUCGCUGAACACCACUUUGUCGCUUUUGCCCUUUUGGUCGGCGAUAGGUAUGGGUUACAACUACUUCUUCUUGGUGAGCCAGUGUAUUUGUUUGACCAACUUCUAUUUGAGCACCUGGGAGGAAUUCCAUACACACAAGCUAUUUCUGAGUGAAUUCUGUGGCCCCGUGGAGGGAGUGAUUAUUCUUUGCUUCUCGUUCUUGGUUACUGGGAUUUGGGGGCAACAAUUAGUAUGGCAUACCACUCUUUUCGAGAUCAAUGGGAUCGAGAUUGAAGUAAUUCACUUAACCUUCCUGUUUAUGGUAAGUGCAGUUAUUUUGAACAUUGUCACCGCUUUAAAGAACGUGAAGGAUUAUUACGUUUCACAAUCCGGAAAGGAUGAAUCGCAGGUCAAGAAAGAGAUAGCCGGUGCAAUGGACGGGCUGAUGCCAUUUGCAGUGUACUUCAUUUCCGUUUUCAACCUCGCGGCGGUCGAUAUCCGCUUUAUAAAUUUACCCCUGGUCUUGUCAAUUGGGUUAACAAUGGCGUUCGUAGUGGGUCGCAUUAUCGUAGCCCAUUUGACAAAACAGCCGUUCCCCAUGUUCAAUGCUCCCAUGGCCAUCCCAUCUAUCCAGCUGGUCGUCUACCUUGUGGCCAGAUACAUAUUAAAGUACGACUCUGUGGAGAUAACCAAGGCACUGACGUGGCUGGGCUGUGGUGUCGCAGGAGGGAUCCACUUCAUGUUCAUCAACGAAAUUGUUUUCGAGUUCACCACCUUCCUGGAUUGCUACGCGCUUUCUAUCAAACACCCAAAGAAAGUGUGA
Molecule: messenger RNA, 1164 nt
Organism: Huiozyma naganishii CBS 8797
Lineage: Eukaryota; Fungi; Ascomycota; Saccharomycetes; Saccharomycetales; Saccharomycetaceae
Gene: CPT1
Product: diacylglycerol cholinephosphotransferase
Exons: 1
Coding region: 1-1164 (387 amino acids)
Biological process (GO): phospholipid biosynthetic process
Cellular component (GO): membrane
Molecular function (GO): phosphotransferase activity, for other substituted phosphate groups
Source: RefSeq, a predicted model, not a curated record